Molecule: messenger RNA, 795 nt
Organism: Candida albicans SC5314
Lineage: Eukaryota; Fungi; Ascomycota; Pichiomycetes; Serinales; Debaryomycetaceae
Exons: 1
Coding region: 1-795 (264 amino acids)
Source: RefSeq, a predicted model, not a curated record
AUGCUAGCUCAACAACAACCACCAACACCAACACCAACACCACAGCAAUCACAACCACAACCACAACCACAACCACAACCACAACAGAUGCUGCAGUCACGAAAAUCAAAAAGUAAAAAGAAGCAAUCAUAUUAUGAUGAAGAAGUUAGAACUCUUCCAAGUGGAGCUCCAGUUGAUUUUGGUCAUGGUAAGAAAUCUACAUCUAAACCGAAAUCAAAAUCAAAGCCUGCUUCAUCUUCUACAACAAAUUUCAAGUUGACUGCAUCACCAAGUUUACCAAGUGGAGCUAAACCAAAUUUCCAACCCUAUAAAUCAACAUCUCCUUCACCACCACCACCACCACCACCAUCAACACAACCAUCUACAUCUACAUCUACAUCACCAACACCAAGAACAUCAACUGGUAAUAAGAAUCACCAUAAUCGUCAUCAAAGUAAUCAUAGUGAUUAUGAUAAUGAUCAUCCUCAAUUAUCAUUACCUAAUGGUAAAAAACCAAAUUUCUUCAACAAUAACAAUAACGAUAAGAAAUUUUCUACUAUACCAUUUGAUUCAUCAAUAAAUUUAAUUAGAAAACAAUAUAAUAAUCCCAAUACUAAAGCUAUAAAGGAGAAAAAGUUGGAUAAUAAUAAUAACAACAAUAGUAGUAAUAAUAGUAAUAAUAGUAAUAAUAGUAAUAGUGCUUAUUAUGCUGGUUCAUCAUUUCAUUCAUCUCCUGAUGCUUUAAAUUUACCUAAACCUUCAUUUAAACUGAAUAAUGGAUCUCCUAGACAAUCUAGUGGAUUAAGAGAUUAUUAA